AUGGAGGGCGAGCCCUCCCGCAUCCCCGUCUACAGCGCGCUUCACCGCGCCGGCCCGCCCGCAGAAAUGCAAAUGGCCUUUCCUUCAAAGAAACAAUGCAUCAGCAAAACAGCAGAUCUAGAGUUCAGCAAAGAUCCCAACUUUAACUUUAGCUCAAACAUUCCAGCAGAUGGUGUCUUCAAAGCUACAAACCAAGGGUUGCCUAAAUCUGCCAAGAAAGUGGAACCGCUUUCAAAGAAGACGGCUACAAGAGGACCUCUCAACAGAUACAAACUAGAAGCAGAGCUGAAGACCAAGAAUCAGCUGUUAGAAACAGCCAAACAACAGCUACACUCCAGACUAACAGGAGCACAGGGUACUAUAAAGGAGUUAAAGGAGGAGAAUGAAGGCCUGGUACAAGAAGUUGAGAAGCUCAAGAAAUUUCAGGAGACUUGCAUGGUGAUCUUAGAAAGCAGAAACAUUGAUCCUGUUACAGGCAGCAACAUUUUGGAGGAGGAAGAGAAGACACAAGAAUGCCAGAAGCAGACAAGGCUGUUAACUGAGAAGCUCAUAGAAGAACUGAGGCUAUUUAAUCAAACAGCUGCAAAAGAAAAGGAGGUGCUUCAGACAGCGAUGGCUAAGUGGAAACUGGCAGAAGAAGAGAGACACCAGUCCCUGGAGAAGCAUUCCUCCUUUCAAGCAGAAAUUAAGGAAUGUUCAGCAAUACUCGAUGAGUUGGAGCUGCUCCUGGCUAUGUGAGGCACGAGGAUGGACUGUACUGUCUUUUUUUUUUUUUUGAUGUUUUACUCCUAGUUCAGCGGUCAGUCCUUUGCAGACCUAGUUCUUUCGUGUGGUGGCCUAACCCGAGGAGCAGGUUGCCGCUCUCUCUGGCGGGUUAGCACCUCCCGGGGGUAGGAACAGGACGGAUGGAUGGGGAGAGCCGCAACGGCUGGCUACCCAUGUUGUCAAGCUCUCCCAGCUCUUCCCACAUCUGCCUGGACUUUCUUUACCGCACGCCUUGCUGGUGCACGGCUCGUCUGCUUCAAUCUGUCGGCGCCUUGUAACCGUUACUGGUUUUAACCCAUUAAAUGCACUGGAAGGA
This is a messenger RNA of Gymnogyps californianus (California condor), 1081 nucleotides long. It is a transcript of the gene KNSTRN, whose product is annotated as kinetochore localized astrin (SPAG5) binding protein. Gene Ontology annotation, cellular component: mitotic spindle; microtubule plus-end; kinetochore. Lineage: Eukaryota; Metazoa; Chordata; Aves; Accipitriformes; Cathartidae. The record is from RefSeq and is a predicted model, not a curated record. The coding region runs from base 1 to 738 and encodes 245 amino acids. Gene Ontology annotation, biological process: regulation of attachment of spindle microtubules to kinetochore; spindle organization; mitotic sister chromatid segregation. The transcript is spliced from 8 exons.